AUGAGAGAAAUCGUACACGUACAAGCUGGACAAUGUGGUAAUCAAAUCGGAGCCAAAUUUUGGGAAGUGAUUUCCGACGAGCACGGAAUUCAACCUGAUGGAACCUACAAUGGAGAGAGUGACUUGCAGCUCGAGCGCAUCAAUGUCUACUACAACGAGGCAAACGUGUCUGUUACCAUGUCCGGAGUGACCACAUGUCUCCGUUUCCCUGGACAGUUAAAUGCUGAUCUUCGCAAGCUUGCUGUCAACAUGGUGCCAUUCCCACGUCUUCACUUCUUCAUGCCCGGAUUCGCUCCACUUUCUGCCAAGGGAGCCCAGGCGUAUCGUGCAUUAACUGUUGCCGAGCUGACCCAGCAGAUGUUCGAUGCCAAGAAUAUGAUGGCUGCAUGUGAUCCAAGACAUGGAAGAUAUUUGACCGUUGCCGCCAUGUUCCGUGGACGCAUGUCAAUGAGAGAAGUCGAUGAUCAGAUGAUGAAUGUUCAGAACAAGAAUUCGGCAUACUUUGUUGAGUGGAUUCCAAACAAUGUCAAGACUGCAGUCUGUGAUAUUCCACCACGUGGACUGAAGAUGUCGGCCACUUUCAUCGGAAACUCCACCGCAAUUCAAGAGUUGUUCAAGAGAAUCUCGGAACAAUUCACUGCUAUGUUCCGUCGCAAAGCCUUCCUUCACUGGUAUACUGGCGAGGGAAUGGACGAGAUGGAGUUCACUGAAGCCGAAAGCAACAUGAACGAUUUGGUAUCCGAGUACCAACAGUAUCAAGAAGCAACCGCCGACGAGGACGGAGAACUCGAUGGAACCGACGGAGACGCUGAAUAG
Molecule: messenger RNA, 816 nt
Organism: Caenorhabditis briggsae
Lineage: Eukaryota; Metazoa; Nematoda; Chromadorea; Rhabditida; Rhabditidae
Gene: Cbr-ben-1
Product: Protein CBR-BEN-1
Exons: 3
Coding region: 1-816 (271 amino acids)
Biological process (GO): mitotic cell cycle; microtubule cytoskeleton organization
Cellular component (GO): cytoplasm; microtubule
Molecular function (GO): GTP binding; structural constituent of cytoskeleton; GTPase activity
Source: RefSeq, a predicted model, not a curated record